GCAGGACCCAGAAUCCUCUGCGCAGAGGCAAGAUGGAAGAGCCCAGCAGCUGCGGGAGAACAAUGUUUUGGCUCUAGAUAUUAACGGACCGCUGAGAGCGAACUACGCGAGCCAAAACAGCGGGUCAUGGUCCUGCACCGGAUGACACUGAUUGCCACCCUAUAGUAUUUCUGCCCGCCGGCAUCCACCAUGAACAUCAUUCAAGACAAAAUAAGCAAUGAAUACCUGCGCUCUAACGGGAGCAUGGACUCCAACUUUGGCCCCGGCAUGAUAAUGUUCAGCCACCUCCCCCCGGUGACCAGCUUCACCCGGCUGGCCGCCCACACCGUCAUGCAGGACCUUCCACCACAAGAAAUGAUCUUGAAGAAGGAGCGUGACUCGCCUGACUGCAGCAUGGGCACCCAGGGUGGCCGCAUGGGGUGUGCAGGAGUGGGAGACUAUGUUCACGCCAUGGGUAUCAAGCAGGAGAAGCUGUCGGAGCACGAUUAUCGCCUACCGGUGUACCCUGGUGGGCUGGGGAAGAACACAGAGCUGCUGGAGGUGACUGUCAGUAACAACCAGAGCCUGCUGGUGCAUGACCUCAACAUGGGCAACCUGCCGAGUCAGCUAGGAAAAGAGCCCACUGGGAGAAAAGGUCGGAGGUCAAAUGGUGAUGGACAGGAGGGUAAACCAAGAAAGAAGAGAAGCGAGGCAAAGCAAUCAAUGAUGCUGGAUGCAGAUGGAGGCAGCCUGUCGCCGGGAACCAAGCCUCACAUCUGUGAUCACUGCGCUGCGUCUUUCAGAAGCUCCUAUCACCUGCGCAGACACGUCCUCAUACACACAGGUGAAAGACCCUUUAGAUGCAGCCAGUGCAACAUGAGUUUCAUUCAGAAAUACCUUCUUCAAAGACACGAGAAAAUCCACAGUGGAGAGAAGCCAUUCAGCUGCGACCAGUGUAACAUGCGUUUCAUUCAGAAGUACCACAUGGAGAGGCACAAGAGGACUCACAGCGGAGAAAAGCCGUACAGAUGUGAGACCUGCCAACAGUAUUUUUCUAGGACAGACCGACUGCUUAAGCACAAGCGAACCUGCGGAGAAGCCAUAAAGAAGGGGCUCGAUCCCGGGAUGAUGGACCUGGGUUGUGUAGACUUGGGACACGGCAGCUAUGGAAUCACUCAGGGAAAUGUUGGGAGUACUGCGAGAAAGAGGGGAAGGUCCAAAAAUGGGGAAGGAGGGGAACGCAAAAAGAAGAAGGGGGACGGAGGAGGGGUGAGGGUACCGAACAUUCACGGGGAUGUACGUGGAGGCUACGGCAUCCACGAUUACUCUGUGGAGAAUCAAACGGUGUCUUCCUCUACUGAGCCGGGACCCAGCAUGCAGCAGGGCCACCACGGCCGAGCUCCAAAGAUGGCGUUCAAGAAGGCCAAUCGUAAGAGCCUGGAUAAAGCGGGUCUCGAUCAGGCAAAAGCAGGAUCAUUGGAGCAUGGCGGGGACAUGGACGGUCUCGGCCUCAUUCACGGUAACGGGUCUAAAGAAGUGCCCACCAGCAGCAACUACGACGACGCCAUGCAGUUCCUCAAGAAAAGACGCUACCUUCACGCAGCAAACAAUGCAAACUCAUCAGGGCCAACGGUGGCAGGAGGAACCAGCAGUGAGUAUGACGUCAGCCACUUGUCUUCCCAGCAGUCCGUCAUUCAGGGUGUUGUCUCCAGCGUGAUCGACAGCGACGUGCCUCUGAGUCUCGACAAGUCCGGGAUCCCAGAUGAGGUGCUGCAGAGCCUCCUCGACCACUAUGCCCAAAAACCAGACGGCUCGCACCACGACGUCCACUUCGACAUCAGCGACCAUCACGUGGAUCUGCACACAGCAGAUGGUUCUGACAUCGGCCACAACACCGACACGCCCAGCCCAUCUGGAGACAAGACCGUCAUGAUGCACGAGUACUCUCGCUUCCUGCUGCAGGCUUUGGAGCGCACCAGCCACAGUGCCAGCUUCCCUCUGGGCCCCGGGCCUCCCGCCUCAGCACAGUACACCAGUUCCCACAACCCCCUCUAUGCUGAAAAGAACAUCUACACUACGUCCCCGCUGGAGUGUGGGUUCGGCCAGUCGGCGGCCUCGCCUUCGCUGCCCUCCUCUGUGCCAAAGUCUCACUUCACGAUGCUGACGGGGUCCUCGCCACAGCACAGCUUCCACCUGAGCGGCCUGGAGGCCUCCACACACCAGCAGCUCACCCCUUCUCAGGAGCUCACUGACCAGAUGGAGAAGCAGCACUCCUCCACCCCCCCUUCCUCCUACCAGAUCAGCCCAUCUGACCUGAGUCGCCAGAAGGACCAGCCGCCGGUCAAGAAUGGCACGGUGGUCUACCCUCUGGCCCCCUCGCAGGAUCUGGCCUCUCUAGACUCCUCCAAGCCUUCCUACCAGAUAGAAAACUUUGCCCAGGCCUUUGGCUCCCAGUUCAAGUCUGACAGUCGCGGCUUAUCUUACGGCACUGACUCUAGCGGGGAGGUGGAUCACAGGAUACGGACGCCUGUGUCUGAAUUCUCAGGGUAUAGUAGUUUGUUAUCUGAUGUCAAUGAGCCAGUAAGUACAGGUUCCAAAACUACAACAAGCCAAAGCUACAGAUGAGAGCCUGAGAGGGAGAGAACACUCGUUAAAACUGAUGUUUUUUUAGUGCUCCUAUUUUAUUAUUAUUAUUAUUGUUAUUAUUAUUAUUAUUAUUUUUUUAAGUGACAUCUUUCUUUUAAUGCUCUGUUUUUGUGCCCACUCCUCUCCCCCACAAUAAGCCCUCAAGGCUUCCUGCAAAUGCAACAUUUUUUUAAGUAUCUGUUAUUUUUAAGUUAAAUAUGUAUUUACUGUUUAUUCUUGUCAUAAUAGUGGCAUUAGGUCUGGUCAUUAAUCAUGAACUGAAAGUACUUUUUAAACAAGCGUAGAGUAGCACCGGACAUGUUUCUUUUACAACGAGCUGAAGUGUUUGAGCAAUCAACUUUACAAUUGUAAAAAUAAUAAUGAAAAUAACCAUGAUGGCAGGGAAUAGCCCAGAAUUGAAAUAGCAAAAAAAAAAGUUAUUGUCUGUUACAAGGUUUAAAGUAUUACUCAGGAAAAAGUGGAAAAGGAGAAGCCUACGAGGUGCAGUGAGCGCUCUUUUCAGAAGUUUAGGUUUGCGACUUCAAAGAGGAUUUUUCUUAUGUUGUAUUACUUGUUGAAUGAGUGUGACAUAAACAGACUGCUGCCAGCUCACUUGAGCACUGAAAACACUUUCUACUUGGCUAUAUAGAGAUUAUGGUACUUUCGUGUCAAUGUGAAACUCAUGUUUUCUUCAAUAAGGGCCAUAUAUAUAUCUAUAUAUAUUUAUAAGAAUAUAUAUUAUUGUAAAGUAACAGAUUUAAUCAUUCUGGGGGAACUGCCCGCUGAAGUAGAGGAAGAAUGAGGGCCAGGUCGGGGGGUUAAUGUUGUCCUUGGUAUAUUUUUGGACAGAAAACAGAAACAGACGUUGGGGCUUUUCUAUGGCCAAUAGAGGUUGCUGUUGGGCAGCGAUGGAAUGGCCUUCCCCUUUUCCUGCCCUCCGCUUCUUCCUCAACACUCUUAUUUCUUUAAAAGAAUCCAAUUAGCACUUUGAGCCGUUUUUUCUUACAUUGCGUAAAAGUACCCUCUCGGAUCAAGGAAGCUCAAACGUCAGGAGUGGACUGGCUUUUUGACAGACGUCGUUGUUUGGGCAUAUGCAGAUGGGUUGGACAUAUUCUGGGCGUAUGAUGUGGAUACCCUUUGUUUGGGUAGCAUGGCUCGUAAGGGGAGGGAGGGAGGGGCGGGUUGAUAUGUGAAA
Molecule: messenger RNA, 3799 nt
Organism: Centropristis striata (black sea bass)
Lineage: Eukaryota; Metazoa; Chordata; Actinopteri; Perciformes; Serranidae
Gene: znf281a
Product: zinc finger protein 281a
Exons: 7
Coding region: 190-2604 (804 amino acids)
Biological process (GO): regulation of transcription by RNA polymerase II
Molecular function (GO): RNA polymerase II cis-regulatory region sequence-specific DNA binding; DNA-binding transcription factor activity, RNA polymerase II-specific
Source: RefSeq, a predicted model, not a curated record